This is a messenger RNA of Pogoniulus pusillus (Red-fronted tinkerbird), 4310 nucleotides long. RefSeq names its product GA binding protein transcription factor subunit alpha (gene GABPA). The transcript is spliced from 10 exons. Gene Ontology annotation, cellular component: nucleus. Lineage: Eukaryota; Metazoa; Chordata; Aves; Piciformes; Lybiidae. The coding region runs from base 466 to 1833 and encodes 455 amino acids. Gene Ontology annotation, molecular function: sequence-specific DNA binding; DNA-binding transcription factor activity, RNA polymerase II-specific. The record is from RefSeq and is a predicted model, not a curated record. Gene Ontology annotation, biological process: regulation of transcription by RNA polymerase II; cell differentiation.
GCGAGGAGGGGCGGCCUCACUCGGCGGUGGGUCCGCGCUGGCCUGGUUUGCGGCUCCGCAUGCUUGCCCGCGCAUGGGCCUGUAACGGCGGCCCCGCGGCCGGAGGAGCGCGCUGGGGCGCCCCGUCUCGAGGGGCCUCGGCGCCUUCGGGUCAGGCCGCCGCACGCCGGCCAGGCACCCUGCGAGCGGGAAAUGGAGUCGGCGGCUGUGGCGGGACGCGGGGAAGGGCCCCUCGGGCGGCUCAGAGUGCCUAGCGCGCUGGGGGAGGAGGGCGAUCCCGUCCCGCCUCAGGUCCUGCGGCCCUUGUUGGGGUCGAGUCUUGCAGCACGGAGUCCUUUGCGGGACUGGAAAAGUUUUCUCGAUUUGUAGAAACUAAUUUUGCGUGCAAGCGUAAGAGGGUGUUUGGCAUCUUGCGUAGUUUGCUUCAUGGUGCUCGGCCAGAUCUGUUCUUAAAACGUUGUAGCCAUGACUAAGAGACAGGCAGAGGAGCUGAUAGAAAUAAAAAUUGAGGGAACUGAGAAACAAGAAUGCACUGAAGAAAGCGUCGUUGAGCAAACAUACACCACAGCAGAAUUUGUGAGUCAAGCUAUUGAUAUCAAUGAACCAAUUGGAAAUCUUAAGAAGUUGCUGGAACCUAGACUGCAGUGUUCCUUGGAUGCACAUGAAAUUUGCCUGCAAGAUAUCCAGCUGGACCCAGAUCGAAGUCUUUUUGAUCAAGGAGUGAAAACAGAUGGAACAGUGCAACUCAGUGUGCAAGUAAUAUCACGGCAAGGGAUAGAGCCCAAAUUAAACAUCCUUGAAAUUGUGAAACCUGUGGAGACUGUGGAGGUAGUGAUUGAUCCAGAUGCUCAUCAUGCAGAGGCUGAAGCUCACCUCGUUGAGGAAGCUCAAGUGAUAACCUUGGAUGGAACAAAACAUAUUACAACAAUUUCAGAUGAAACAUCUGAACAAGUGACACGAUGGGCUGCAGCGCUGGAAGGCUACCGGAAGGAGCAGGAACGCCUUGGAAUACCGUACGACCCAGUACAGUGGUCGACAGACCAGGUACUCCACUGGGUGGUGUGGGUAAUGAAGGAGUUCAGCAUGACUGACAUUGACCUCAACGCACUCAGCAUUCCUGGGCGAGAGCUCUGCAGCUUCAGUCAAGAAGACUUCUUCCAGCGUGUCCCACGAGGAGAAAUCCUUUGGAGCCAUUUGGAGCUUCUUCGAAAAUAUGUGUUGGCUAGCCAAGAACACUCUGGAGAAAUAGCAACUGUUACUAUUGAUCAGCCUGUGCAGAUUAUUCCAGCGUCAGUACAGCCUGCUACCCCAACCACCAUUAAAGUAAUCAACAGCAGUGCAAAGGCAGCUAAAGUACAGAGAUCUCCAAGGAUCUCUGGGGAAGAUAGAAGUUCCCCUGGGAACAGAACAGGAAACAAUGGCCAGAUCCAGUUAUGGCAGUUUUUAUUAGAACUUCUCACUGACAAAGAUGCUCGGGACUGUAUUUCUUGGGUUGGUGAUGAAGGAGAGUUUAAGUUGAAUCAACCUGAACUGGUCGCACAAAAAUGGGGACAGCGUAAAAACAAACCCACAAUGAAUUAUGAGAAGCUUAGUCGUGCUUUGAGGUAUUACUAUGAUGGAGAUAUGAUCUGCAAAGUGCAAGGUAAGAGGUUUGUGUACAAAUUUGUCUGCGACUUGAAAACUCUCAUUGGAUACAGUGCAGCAGAGUUGAAUCGGUUGGUCACAGAAUGUGAGCAGAAGAAACUAGCCAAGAUGCAGCUUCAUGGCAUUGCACAGCCAGUUACAGCAGUGGCACUAGCCACAGCAUCCCUGCAAACAGAGAAAGAUAAUUAAGCACUGGGACCUGAAAACGGGAGCCUUUCCUGUGUAGCCAGAGCAGUUGAUGCUCUUAACCGUUGUUGGAAUUGGAAACUACUUUUGUUUCUUGACAGUACAAUACAGAGCAUGGUUUUCUAUAAAGAACUGGGACUCUCAUAAAUUUCCAUCUUUUAUCAGCUUAUAUUUCAAUGUAAAUUAGGGGAUCACCACAACUUCUGCACCUUUGAGUCAGGACCUCUAUGGUAUGCAAUCUGAAAUUGGUGAGAAAGGUUGAACUGGUCAACACACUGUGUCCACAGGUGUGCAAAGUACUUUUUUGCAGCACUUUUAACAAAUGGGAAUAGCUACAGCAAGCAGGCUUGUCAGUUGUCUCAACUUUGUCAUGACCAGUCUUUUACACUCUGCUGAACUACCAAAUAGCAUUCGAUGCUUUCAAAGUUAAAACAUUUAGUAUUCUCAUUUAAUCAAGCAGAGCUGUAAGACACAUUAAAUGUUACAAAUUGUCCAGUUCUUUAAACAGCUUCUGUGUUUAUAAGCAAAGAAACUAAGACUAUACUGAACUGAAGGUUGGUGUUGAAGAAGGAGAUCCAGGUUUAGAUCUGGCUUAGGUGAAAAGCCUAUUAAGAGUAUUUCAUUGUAAUAUGUAGAUAUACAUAUAUGAGUGCAAGUACUUAACUGGUUUGAAUGACAUUGUUAAUGCUAGCCAAAUAGCAAAAAAAAAAAGGUAAACUUCUUGCUCUGGUAUUGCCUUCCCCAUCAGGUGGUUUGCAAACUUGAUAAAACAGCCCUCACCCAAAAGUAGUUUGUUACGGUGGGAGCAUUUUAAUGCUCUGAUCCGCAAGGUGCUUAUACUUGUAUAAUAAUCAACCUUAGUAACAGAAGACCUAAGUUAAUCACAGUCAGUAGUCCCUGCUCAGAAAAAAAAAUUGAAGUUGAAAAUAAUUUUACAGAGAACGGGUUUGAUUUCCAAAUUAGUGUACAGUCGACAUACAUUAAAAUACAAAUAUGUAUUUUGUAUUCAAAAUUAAUUAAUUUCUGAACUUCAGCUGAUGUUUUUGAAGCUUCAUAAGCCAAAAGCAUGCUCCAGAGCUGAAUGCAGUUUGAAGUCUGGGUAAAGAGAGAAAAAAAAAAUGUAUACUGAAUUCUGAGCUACAGAGAGUACUUUUGAGCUUUUGCAUUGAUGCCUAUGCCUUCUGAUGGCUGAAAAAGAUACCACUUUGGUUUUGCUUUUGCUAAUGUUAUCAUUUGCUAAUGUCAGUAACUCAUUACUAAACAGCAUAUUAUCUCACUAGUAUUUUCUAACUUUCUGUAAGUGCAGCCUCUUCUUAACAGUUAAAAUGCAAAUAGAUGAGGGAAAACUUUUAAUUCUGUGAGGGAAUGAGCUGCUCUUAAACAUGAAAUAAAAAAUGCUUGUGCAGUGGGGCUCUAAACAUGAAAUGUGUUUAUACUGAGUAGCAACAGCACCAGGCUUGCUGGCAGAGCAUAGAGAACACAGUCAUAUUAUUUUAAAGAUGCAUUGAGGGCAGAACUUUUUAUUUACAGGUUAGUGUUCACCUGCAGAUAAUUUUUGCAUGUAGUUCUAGCCUACCUUUUUCAUCAUCACCACGGUAAUAAGUGGGGGACGCUGCCAGAUUCUUUCAGGAAGUCUUAAUAUUGUUUUCAUUCUUGAGCUCUUAAAGCAUUCCAUCUACUGGGCUUGGUGGUUUUACUUUGUUUUUAAAAAGAUCUUAAGCCCUGAGCAAAAUGUGUACAUGUCACAAGAGGCCAACCACUAAACCAUUUAUUACCCUUAGAGUAAUUCAGUACCACCAGUUGGCAAGUGUUUGAGGUGACUUAUGCAAACAGUUCCAAGUUUGCUAACUAAGGACAAAAUGAAGCUGAUAAUUCAUUGACAGCAAGCAUGUAACACUGCUCCAUUGUUAAACAGAAGGCUAGUAGAAGCCACUAGUUCUAUUUAGCAGAGUUCAGGAGAAGCCUUUUUAGUUAAAACACAGUACAAAAAAAGUUUGAAAUAACAGCUUUCUAGAUCAAACUGGCCUGUGGGAGGAUAAGCUAACAGCAAAACUGAAAGGUAGUAUCAAUACUUCAUCCCCCUGAACGUUCCUGUUACAUGAUAAGGCCUCUAGGGGAAUCUUCUAAUAUCACACUUCCUUUGUAAAUACAUCCAAUUAUUAUUUUGCCGUUUUUCAAUAGCUUUGAUAGUCUUUGGGGUUCUUUGUUGUGGCAUCAUCUGCUUUUCUGCUGUGUUCUAAUUAGUGAAGAAGGGAUCUUUCAAAGUGGUGUAAAAUCACUGUCACAUUCUCUGUAUUUGAGGGAGAAAUCUGUGACUAACUUGAUGUCUUCAAUGAAAUAAUAAAAGAUGUAGAAUAUAUUGUCAGAGGUUGUUCUGUUGCUGCCAGAAGGAAAACAUAGAAAGAAUAUUCCCAGUUUUUUGUAAAAUUGAAGGGUUUUUGCAUACUUUUUAAAUAAAGACACUUAUACUCUGCUAAUAA